This is a messenger RNA of Medicago truncatula (barrel medic), 1104 nucleotides long. RefSeq names its product cysteine-rich receptor-like protein kinase 6. The coding region runs from base 74 to 919 and encodes 281 amino acids. The record is from RefSeq and is a predicted model, not a curated record. The transcript has 2 exons. Lineage: Eukaryota; Viridiplantae; Streptophyta; Magnoliopsida; Fabales; Fabaceae.
AACUGAUAAAUGUUCAAGAUUUGUAAGGCAUUUUAUUUUGUUCUUCCUCUUCUCUUUUGCUACCAAAGAGACUAUGCAGGCAUUUUAUUUUGUUAUGCUAUGUGUUAUCAGCUUCUUUGCCUUGGUCUUUCCAAAUGGGUUUUUCUGCCUUGCUGAUGAUACUAAUAGAGAAACAGGUUCCCUAUGUGAUAAAGCUGAUAAGAAUCCUGUCAAUGAAGAUACAUUUCAAACCAAUUUGAAAACCUUAUUGGAUUCUCUUGCUUCAAACGUCGUUGAUAGCCAUGGAUUUUACCAAACCAUUGUAGGAAAAAAGCCUAACAGGCUUUAUGGUACAAUAUUAUGUAGAGGGGACAUAUCUGCUAAUAAUUGUUUUAAUUGUGUCCUUAACUCUACAAGAGUAUCCUCAAAUGAUUGUCCUAAGAGUAGAGAUGUUACUAUUUGGUUUAGAUGGUGUUUCCUACGCUAUUCAAACGAGAGCUUCUUCGGAGACAUGCAAGGAACAGCAACGGCAAUCACAAAUGAAACUGAUAUUGAUGACCCUUCUUUGGUUUCACAAGGGUUAUCCUUCAUGAGCGGAGUAGCAGCUGCAGCUUCGGAGAAAUCAUUCAUGUUCCACACAGAAGUACUGAACUUUAAUCAAAGUGAGAAGAGGUAUGGUAUGACCCAGUGUACAAGAGAUAUCAGUAGAAAGGACUGCAGAAGGUGUUUGGAUGCUCAAUUGGUCAAUUUCGAAACUUUUAUUGGAAAUAAAAGAAGAUGGGAAGUUCAUGGAUUAAAUUGUUUCAUGUGGUAUGAUGACUAUCAGUUUUAUUCUAAUGUCUCCACUCUUCUAAGUGCUUCUUGGAGGCUUUCUUCUUGCAGAAGCUUAGUAAGUGGCAUAACUGUUGUGGUCUCAGCAGCCUUGUUGAUAGUUUUCUAAUUCUAGCUUCUACUUUAUAAUUUCUGAUAGAAUGCCGUGAAUAUGUUUAAUUUGAUUAUUAUUAUUUUUUUUUUACUUUGUCAAUGGGAUUUGGUUUUUGACAAUGUUUGAAGAUGUACAUGUUCACUUGUAAACAAGUUUAUUCAAAUCGAAUUAGCUAUUGUAGUUAGUGAUUGCCAACUUUA